This is a messenger RNA of Ricinus communis (castor bean), 650 nucleotides long. RefSeq names its product 60S ribosomal protein L30. NCBI's taxonomy places the organism in Eukaryota, Viridiplantae, Streptophyta, Magnoliopsida, Malpighiales, Euphorbiaceae. Gene Ontology annotation, cellular component: cytosolic large ribosomal subunit. Gene Ontology annotation, molecular function: structural constituent of ribosome; RNA binding. The transcript has 5 exons. The record is from RefSeq and is a predicted model, not a curated record. Bases 141 to 479 code for a protein of 112 amino acids.
AGAAAAGUAAAGCCAUUUAUUCGCUGAAGAUGGUCUCAAGAGAACCCUAGUCGCUAAGCAGCAAAAUUAGGGUUUCAAUUCAGCGCCACUACUCUUAAAAAAAAAAAAAAAAUUACUCUGCUUUUCUUUUACCAACAAAAAUGGCUGCCGGCAAGAAAACUAAGAAGACUCACGAGAGCAUCAAUAACAGACUGGCUUUGGUUAUGAAGAGUGGAAAGUAUACUCUCGGUUAUAAAACCGUGCUUCGCUCUCUUAGGACCUCAAAAGGGAAAUUGAUUAUAAUCUCGAACAAUUGCCCACCAUUGAGAAAAUCUGAGAUCGAGUAUUAUGCUAUGCUUUCUAAAGUUGGAGUUCAUCAUUAUAAUGGAAACAAUGUUGAUUUAGGAACCGCUUGUGGCAAGUAUUUCCGUGUUUCAUGCCUGAGCAUUGUUGAUCCAGGUGAUUCUGAUAUCAUCAAGUCCCUCCCUGGUGAUCACUGAGCAGUUUGAAUAUCUGCUGUUGUUUUGCAGAAGUAUUAGUUCCUUUUUUUAAAUCCUCUUUACAUUUUAGAAUAUGCCCCCAGACGUUUCAGUUUGUUACUAUUUUCCAAAAGUUAUGUACUUAUUUGUCAAUUUUUUUUUUGGUUAUGGAGAUAGCAAGCUUCUGUUUUA